GACCCAGCAAAACAAGCUGAAGCGCACGGAAACCGCUCGGGUCGGGUGAGCGCGCUCGAUCGGUCCCUUCCAGGCUAAGGUUUCCUUCCCUUCCCCACUCUCUCCCGGCGCAUAAAACCAAGUCCACAACUCACUUCCAGCCAAGCCACAAACAAAGCACCCAAAACCCCCGAAAAGAACCGAAAAGAAACAGAGGAGGAAAAACAAUGCCCGCCCCAGACACAAAAGCAGCUUCGCUCCAGCUCCACCACUGCCGCCCCCGCCGCCGCCAGUAAAUAGUGCCGCCCCCCUUCCUUCUUCUCAUGGGCGCGACGCGUCCCCGGCGCUGGAGGCUGCCCUUCCAACGCAGCGCCCCUUCAUCCCCGUCGUCCAAGUCGUUCCCCGCCCCCUACUCGCCUGCCUUGUCCGCAGCUGCGGCGGCAUCAGAGGCGGAGCCCAAAGGGGAACAGCAGGAGGAGGCUGCGCCGCCGGAGUUCUUGUGCCCGAUCUUGGGCGCGCUCAUGGCCGACCCCGUGAUCUUGCCGUCCGGGCAGACGUACGAGCGCGCCUGCCUCCAGGCCUGCAAGGAGCUCUCCUUCUUUCCCCCCGGCACGGGGUCCGGUUCUGACGCGAUGAUACCGAACUCGGCGCUGAAGGCGGCCAUCGGCACCUGGUGCGCCCGCUCCGGCCGCGCGGUCCCGGCGCUUCCGUCGGAAGAAGCUGCCCGGGAAGCCGUGCUCCGGGCGAUGCCUCCGCCUGCCGCUGCCGCUGCUGCAGAGGCGAAGUCUGUGCGGACUAGGAGACCGCCGGUGGCGGCGAGCCCGUCUAAUUCGUCCUACUCGUCGCCGGCCUCCGCUGCGUCGACAUCCCCGUCCACGUCGUCCUCGGAGAUUACCCCCGCGGAGGAAGAUGUGGCCGUGAAGACUGCCAAGGUUGUUAUCCAGGCGGUCGACCCGUUGGAGAACGAGGUGGUCGCCAAGGUCAUGGACGCGGACGAGGACGGGGUGGUGGCCGCGGCGAUGGCCGCGCUCCGGGAAGCCACGCGGGAGAGCGCGGAGCGCCGGCGCGCGCUCUGCACGCCGCGGCUGCUCGCAGCACUCCGCCGCGUCCUCCUCAUCCCGCGGCACGCCUCCGCGCGGGUCGACGCGACGGCGGUGCUGGUGAACCUCUCCCUCGAGCCGGCGAACAAGGUGCGCAUCGUCCGCGCGGGGGCUGUGCCGGCGCUCGUCGAAGUCCUCCGCACCGGCGGCUCCUCCGUGCCUGCCGAGGCGCGCGAGAACGCGGCCGGCGCACUCUUCGGCCUCGCGCUGCACGAGGAGAACCGCGCCGCCAUCGGCGUGCUCGGCGCGGUGCCUCCGCUCCUCGACCUCCUUACUUCCACUACCCAGCACCCCCGCGCGCGCCGGGACGCCGGAAUGGCGUUGUACUACCUUUCCCUUGCCGCUGUCAACCAGUCCAAGGUCGCUCGCUUCCCUGGCGCGCCCAAAGCGCUGCUCGCCGCGGCUUCCGACGCUGCCGAGCCUACGCCUAUCCGCAGGCUAGCUCUCAUGGUCAUCUGCAACGUGGGCGCCUGCGCGGAGGGCCGCGCGACGCUGAUGGACGCCGGCGCCGUGGCGGCCGUGGCCGGAAUCCUCUCCGACGACACCACCCGCGUCGCAGAGCUGGAGGAGUGGUGCGUGGCAGCAAUCUACGCGCUGAGCCGCGGCAGCCUCCGGUUCCGCGGACUGGCGCACGCCGCAGGCGCGGACAAGGCGCUCCGGCGUGUGGCCGACGAGGGCGCUCCCGGCGGCGUCCGGCGUGAAAUGGCGAGGAAGACGCUCCGCGCCAUGCGGACCGACCUGGACAACGAUGCGGACGCGGACCUGACCGGCAGCAGCCUCGAGUGCGGCGACGGCGACGACUGCGGCGGCAGCAUCGUGUCCGACGGGCUGAUGUCGUUCCGGCGCCGGCAGCGCGACCUCGGGGCCUCGUCCUGCGGCAACACCACCGAAUUCUGAAUCUGUUGUUCCGUUCCUGAUCUCAUUCUCCCCCGACCCCCACCAUUUGUAUGUAAAAUCGCUUCCUUUAGGUUCAGUUCACAAAGAUUUCGUUCGUGUCACGCAAGAAUUAAUGUCCUUCGUGUUGGAACGGUGAUUGAUGAUGGAAGUAUACUUAAGAAGUUGAGCGAGCUGCUGGCUCGCGAUUCGGGACAAGUUCAUCUGGGCGUCAAAAAAUGUUGUGCCUGCGAGCGAGAACCCAUCCUCGUGCUGGAGCUUCUAAGCUGUUGCGCGGAACGUGCGCGUGUAGUUGCCGGCUCGCUUGCUCGUGUGCCGGACAACAAAACAAAGCUGGUGGUGGCGGUUGGUUGGGUGUUGCUUGCAGGCCAGAGCAUGCUUUGUUCGCUCCGUACUUGCACACUGGCAGAGGCAUGACAUGUAUUGUUAUUUACGAAGAACGACUCGUGUGCUUUGUUCGGAUCUGUAAAUAAAACAUCUUUCUGCUCUC
Messenger RNA from Brachypodium distachyon (stiff brome), 2463 nucleotides. RefSeq names its product U-box domain-containing protein 39. Gene Ontology annotation, biological process: protein ubiquitination. The record is from RefSeq and is a predicted model, not a curated record. Bases 303 to 1976 code for a protein of 557 amino acids. The transcript has a single exon. Gene Ontology annotation, molecular function: ubiquitin-protein transferase activity; protein binding. Lineage: Eukaryota; Viridiplantae; Streptophyta; Magnoliopsida; Poales; Poaceae. Gene Ontology annotation, cellular component: nucleus; cytoplasm.